AUGGACAUCCUAAAAACUCUGAUUCUUCUUGUCCUGGUAUCUGGUACCAUUCAAACAACAGUUUUUGGUAAAUGAUAGAAAUUGAAACUUGAAUUGAUUAUAAUUAUUGAGUAAUGAAUAACAAGGAUUCUGAAAGUAGGAUCCGUGGCUCUGAUUAUCAAAGUGAGGCCGAACAUAACGGGAAAAGUACGAUUUACAGAUACUUUUACGUGAUAUAAGACCUAGCUUUCUAUAUGCUUCCCCCUCCUGAUAAUCUUGUUAGAAUCAAUGGACUUUUGCAGCUAAGAAAUGGCAUAAACGCUCCAAUUACCAAAUAAUUAUUUUUUGCUUCCCGUUUUCUAUUGAAUAGGGAGAAAGAAAGGUUGCAGCUGCUACCGCUUACCCAACACAACUACGAUCGGGAUUGGUAAAUGUUCUUUAUUAUUACUAUCAUACAGAAUUCAUGCAAAUGCGUUUUAGCUAUAUGAAAAGUUUGUUUGAUUUAUUUAAAGAAGAAAAGUAAUUUUAGCGAGCUCGAUACCCCGCCAUGACGCACAUGCUAAUACUUGUUUAAAACAAGAUGUCCUGACUUCAACAUGGAUGAACUUAUUUAAUCAAAUAAGAGGGCAGCUAACUUAAGAUUCUUUUACAUUUAUUACGGCGAAUCAUGAAUGCUGGUACAUAUUCCUUAAUUUCCAUCGAAUUUAAGUCAAGAGCAGUUACAAAUUGAUUACGUAGGUUUGCUCGAUGUAUUCACUUGCGCAGUAUCUCAAACAUAACUAACCCUUACUGAACGCAAGCUCAUGGAAGAUGCUCAGGAGUCAACGACCUACAGCGCCCCUAAUCUUUCAAAGCCCAAGAAACAAACAUCAAUGUUAAACAGUUUGAGUAAUUUAUUACCCUGGUGAACGCGAUGUUUCAUGAUGUACGGUGCACAUUUCAUUUUGUUUUUGAGAUUUUUCAGCUCGCCGAUCACUUUAGGGGCAUCGGUUAUUUCCGCCAUGAAGUUCACCAUAUCCUGACUAUUAAGACAUGAAAUACGUCUGUGCGCUAGUCUCUGCCUAAAGAUUUUCUCUUCGCAACUGUCCCGAUUUCCGCACCCAGAUUGAACCUAAUUAUACUGACAAAAAGCAAUUUGCGAGCUAGUUGCAGGCUCUUCACUUCUGUCUUUCACUCAAACGACCGAUCAACGAAGUUGACACGUAUAAUUUAAAAGAAUUUAAGCGUGCAUCAGGAACUUUUAAAAAGAAUUAGGAGUUAGCCGUCAACUUAGCGAAACAAUCGAUUUAAUGAGGGUUCUAUAACAACAGAUGAUGCGAUUUGUCUUCAAGGAUCUUACUUUUACAAAAGUUUAAUUACAUCCAAAAGGCGAAGGAACUUAAAAAUCGACUAAAUUGCUGUGAAUCGACUUAAAAAUCACGCGAGAAACAAAGAAAACUCAUAAAUGAAGCGAGGACAGAUAAGACAAAAAGGUUAUGCGAACGCGGUGAAGGCGAAGCCUGUAGAAGAUCGAAACAUGAUAUUUAUUUCUCUACCCAUGCACGAGGUUGACAUCUUAAUUAUCUACUAGUACAGAUUUUCUCAUCAUCGGACGGCAUCUGUCAGAACUCAUUUCUACGGAUCGAGGAAUAUCCGUAAAAAGUUGAGAGCCGCAAAGUUUUCAUGCUUCAUGGUAAAAGAACCUUAGAAACUAACGGAAGGUCGUUGAGCAGAAAUCCGAGCUUUAAACAUUACCAAUUUCCACGACGUUUUCUAAACUGACUCAUAACAUUCUGGUCGUGAUUUUUCUGUCAUUUAUGGAAAAGAUAAAAAGAUCACCGGUGCAAAAAAUAUGGACUGGGCAGUACAUAUGAAAUCUCUUUAUCAGCAAUACUUAGUUCUUGUAAAUGGAUCGUCAGCCUUGCCGGUGAUUUGAUGACUCUCAAAUACAAAAUAAAUCUCAAAAUUACUGAAUAAGUGACAUGUCUAGUAAGUUGACUACUGGAUUAUCAAAUACACUCUGCCAAAAUUGGCCUCAAAAGCAAAACACGAAAAAAGACAAUCACAUACAUCAUAGAUAACAAAAGUACUCUAAACAGAGAACAGAGUGUUGAUUUGAAAGCGUGACCCACACCAGACGAGGUCAAUUCGGUCCCGGAAACGUCGAACUACAAAAACUAAAAAUGCUUUUUUGAGAUUGCAUUCUCAUACACUCUGGAUAGGAUUUGUGCCAAGAAACAUUUUUACUCCUUAGAGAAUCAGCAUACGAAAGACCUUAGUAACUGCUAUGAUUCAGAAAUUUUUUAAAAUACAAUAGUGCGUUAGUGCUUGUUAAGACUGAGGAAAAAAGUAGCAAUAAAAUAAAAGACAUACCCAAAGAUUCAAGACAUCAUUGAUACCUGAAGGAAUAUUUCAAAAAAAAUAAACAGCAGGGACAACUUCUUUCUGCCUUGUUUCUCUGCACUGAAAAUUCGUUGGUCUACUUUGCACAGACUGAGAAGCGGUCUCGACGAGUUUUAAUUAUAUGUGUAUUUUAUAUUAGCAUGGGAACUCUCAAAGUCACAUUUUUUAUUCACGUGGUUUUUUAAGCAUGUGCCCAAGAACGUGCGUCGAUCUUCUUCGGAUGAGGUGAUCGAAAAGUAACCAUUUAACCAACCGAUAUUCAUGUUCUCAGAUAAAAUCGUAUCUAGGAGCUGUGCAGAUAAAGAGCCCAGCGAUGUGUGAUGCAAACUGGAAGUAAACCUUACACGGGAGUUCUAAGAGAGCUCCAAACUAGAUGUAAACAUUCAACGUGACUUAAACUGCGCGAUUCAACGUAAAGGACUUCUACAAACAUAAGCGUGACAUGCCACGUAAAUUUCACAGAAAACGUGUUUACGUUUAUUCCUCGUGAGGAAUCGGGUUCCAAGCUUGUGACUGGACCAAAUUUGGGGGCUGUCCUGGUGUACCGGUACACGGGGGAAUUCCUAUUGUUUUCAUAUCCAUACAUGGAGUUGUGACACAGUUCGUUAAUGUUUCGUUCCUUUGUGUACCGGUACACGAGGACACAACCCAAAUUUGCGAAUCUUAAUUGGGAUCAUUAUGUUAUUUCGAUCCAAUAGUACCUGUACAAUCUCGGGAUAUACAAAAUGCGACUGAUCCAAUAGCAACAGUACAAUCUCGGGCUAUACAAAAUGCGACUGAUAAAAAAAUAAUGACUUGAAAGACAGCAAUGUCUACGCUCACCACCGGCCACGUGAAUUCGCAAAACGUGUCAAUGAACUACACGUGUAUCGUUUUCGAAAACGUGAGUAAUUGCGUAAAUAUUUUUCAUAUUGAACUGUAUUUCUUCUCAGGUAAUUUAUUGUUAACAACUGAGUUGAAAACGUAAAUUAGCCACCGUGAAGAGUUUUUAAAGAGUCUGUCCACGAGAGGACCAGGUGUCCUAGUGGAUUUGGACCGGACCCGGUGUCCUAACAGAUUUGGACCGGACCCGGUGUUCUAACGGAUUUGGACCGGACCCUGUGUCCUAGCGAAUUUGGACCCUCCUAGAUUUGGACCCCCCAGUCCAAAUCCGCUAGCGGAUAUGGACCCCCCGGUCCAAAUCCGGUAGCGGAUAUGGACCGGGGGGUCCAAUAUGGAUAUGGAUAUGGAUAUUGGAUAUUGGACCCCCAACAAAACUGAGUGAAAACAUCAUCCUUAAAGGGUAACUGACGGCUAGAAGGUCACUUUUUCGGAAUACCGUCUAAAUGCCUCAGGUAACACAUUGAAACAGAAAUAAGGUGCUUCGAAUGCCUCUUUGUGCCUUUUUUCGCCGGGAAAACUGUCCUAAAUGCAGCUUCGUGAGUCAUCUGCCAUAAACGCUUCGAUUUUGAUCAUGUGACCUGAUACGUCGCGCGUGUGUACACUAAGCAAAGUAAAUAUGGCGGACAGUAGCUCAACUGAAAGCAGUUCUACUUCUGGGUCCGAUUAUUCCGAUUUUGAGGCCUUUAUAGAGGUUGAAGAUAAUGAGAGAAUUUAUUAACCUAUUGGUGAAAUUAGGCCCUGGCGAUUUGAACCGCCAGGACGAACCGAGAAUACAGGGCGAAAGUUGGAAGAGAAUCAAAAGCCUGUGCGCCGCGGCCGCCUCAAUCAGGAAAGCGACGAAUGGUGAGUACAAUACGUUUUUAAAUCUAGUGUCUGAAAAUCAGUCGCUUAUUAAAUAUUGAAGCGAUUAGGUAAAUAAAAACCAAAUGUGCAGACUCUUGAGUAGCUUGGAAGCGAAGUGAUUUAUGCUACACGCCGGCACCUUCCGAAGCUUAGGUUUCACAGACUGAAAGUAACACGCUUGUGGAGGUGAAUUGGAUGGAUUAUACACGUUUCCACGCGAUUGAAUCGGUUUUAAGUUUUCCUGUGUUGAAUUUGGCGAACGAUUAUAGAUUUCUAGGCUUUUACUUUAAAACACGAAGCAGCGAAAAAUAGCAUUGGACAUGUAGAAUUGAACAAAGUCUUCAUAAUAACUUAUUGUUGACUUGUGGUCUUUGCACCUUGUUUAUAGCCUAAAGUUUGAGUUGUCUUUCACGUUUGUGAUAGUAACAGUGCUUACAACUGUCCCCUUUGGUGAAAACAAUCAAACAAGUUGUGCUCUCUAUUUCUCCAAUUCAACAUUGUGAAAAAAUUCGUUACUUUACUGAUUAUUUAUUACAAGGUGUCAGUGUGGAAACUGCCGAGCGAUGGAAAGGGAGGAAGAGACCAUCUGUUGCCAAGAAGUAGAUGCAGUUAGGAAUAAAAUUUUGGCGGAUGUCAUGGAGGAACGGUUGCAGGCAGAACCCAGAUGUAUUGUGCAGCAUCCAGGGCUUAUGGCAGUGUGCCUCAAUAUCUGAGUUCUGCAGACAGCUUGGCUACAAUACAAGCAGCAGUAUGGCUCUUCUGCUUAUGAGGGGCCUGAACAUAAGAAAAACUGCCACAUUGCUUACAGGCAACUGGUCAGUUGGUGUUGGGGUACUCUGGGCAAAAAUAUCCGCAUCCCUUUGCCUUCUUGUGCUGUGAACUGCAUAUGUGCCUACUUCCCAGAGCCCAACCAGCUGGAGGAGGACAUGGUUUUUACUGGUUUUACUUAUGCAGAUGAGUAAACUUUAGUGCAAGGGUUAAAUUUACAGGGAUUAGGAAGGCCGUGCGCCAUGCGCGUAUGGCGCAUAAAGCUACGAAAUGGCCCAUUAUAAAAAUACUUACCGGGCCUGUGAUGCGCCCUGACCGCACAAAGCUAGUGAAAUAUAAACUAUUUUGUGAAAAGGAUUUUAAUUUGUAAAAGUUUCACUUUGGUGAGACAUAAACAAGCGAAAAACUACGGUGCCUUCGCUCGUUUGAUCACGCUCGCUUCAUUCUUGUUCCCAGAUCCUGAAGUCGGACUUUGCAUGCAAACGAGGCUAUUGCUCGGAGUUCCAUGUGCUUUCGUUUUCGAGCAGAGUUCGAUCGUUUUCGUCGCUUUGAAUGUAUUUGCAUCGAUUAGCCUCAUGCCUCCGAAAAAAAUCUUGAGAUUGGACAGCUCGCAGAGAACGUUGUCUACAUUUUUCAACACAACAGCGGAGCAGAAUCGUGAUACUGUGAGCGAAAACGACCGUGAAACGGACGAAACAGAUAUAGGUAUAGACUGUAAUACACAAGCAAUAAACCUUUGUUAAAAUUUUUACUGGCCCAUUUAUUUACCCUAAUGGCCCAAACGUUGUAUAAAUGGCCCAUAACUUUCCAAUGAUAGGGGCCAUAGGCUCAUUUGCCUGUUAAACCUUCCUAAUCCCUGAAUUUAUCUUUUCUUUCCUUUUGUUAUUCCAUUAACAUUUUUCUCCAAAAAAUAAGUUUUUAUCAUACAUCUACUUGUAUUCUUGUGGUUGAAUCCUCUUCUUGAAGAAACCUUUACUUAUGUCACUAGGAGAUAACUUUUGUUUUCAAAGUCUCCCUUAGGAGCUCAAAUUAGCUGAAAUUGGCACAUGCAAGUUACAAUUUUUUUCUGAUACAUGCUUUUAUUUCACACAAAAUAACCCUUAUCCAAUUUACAAUAAUAUUUUAGGUUUUAAAAUCACAAAAAUUUAAGUAUUGGUUUUUAUAUACUUAGGUCAACUAGUUCACCAGAAUAGUGCGGUUGUAUCAGCUGACAUAAUUCUGAACAGCCUCUCCUUUUCAGGUCUCUGUGCAUUUGCAGUAAGGGGUGGUGGGGUGUUGAUGGCCAAGUUUGUCACAUACUCCUUGAGAUUCAUUGGAUUUGCCUCAUAUUUUGCAAAUAAGUCCUUUAUAAUGCUGUAGCAGUAAUCUGUAAAUUGAAAUGCAUUAUUAAUUUCCUUCUUUGUUCUUUAUGAGGUGGAGCUUGGAUUUGUUAUUUUUCAUGGCUCCCAGGCUAAUUCUUUGCUUGUGUUAAUCCAUAAGCUAAAAAGUGCAAUAUCUAACUUCCUGUGCCCCAUCUACAUCAUACCCACCAUGAAAAGCUUGUAUUUUGAUUUUUUUGAUAGCAUGAUCUCCUUUUUUAGCUUUUGGAAAUACAACUGAGUAGCGUAGCCUGCCUUCAUCUGUCACUGCCUGCAUCCUGUUUGCAUUGGUGUUGUAAUGCAGGGAAGAAAGGCACAAUCUGUUAAAUGAUAUAAAUAUAAGUGAAGAUCUCAGGGCAAUGUUUGCAACUUUGUGAUCUGCAAAACUUGUAAAGAACCAAACAGAGUAAGAAUAGCAAAGGGAAAUAGUCAAACCUAGUAUAAAUCCCCCAGUAAGAGAAGGCAGUAUGCUUUGGCACAAACUGGAUGUCCAGGCUGUGCUUGGCUUCCAGAGUAGAUGUCUGGUAUUUUGGGGAUAGUUGUGCUACAUCCUCCAGCAGUUGAGGCUUCAGUAACAACUCCUCCAGUUUAACAGCUGGGCAUGAGCCUAUGAGUUAUGAAAUCAUAUUAUUGCAAACCUAGUGCUUCAAAUUACAAUGUAUUACAUAGACUUAUGAACAGCAUAUAAGUACCCUCAGGCCUUCGAAAAAUCUUUACAUUGUUGAAAGUUUCUGUUGUACGCAACUUUAAUUUCUGUCCUUACACAAGAAAUUAUGAAAAUAAAAAUUGUUUUAUUUUUCUGUCAGGUGUAAUAUAUAGCCAUUACUAUACCUGGUUGCAGCCAAAGCCGAUCAGCUGCGUCUCCUUGCAGGUUGCCAUGCCCACAUUCAGGAUAUAGGUCACUCUCCGCAUUGACAUGAAUGUUUUGAAUGUGUAAUGGUAGUAUUUUCCAUUUUUCUUGUAAAAACUGUUUUUUUUUAAAAUACAUUACUAUUUUAGUGACCAAAGCAACUAAUUUACAUACAUAAACUGACACCAGGUCUACAAAAGCUAAGAGAAGCAAAAGCGAGAAAUAUCUUUCUCAUACCCUGUUUGCCGUUAGUUUUGAUAAGGCCCGGCUUUGUCGUUUUGGUGUAGUGUAAGUCUCCUGUGUGACCACGGAGCUCGAGUCUUCUACCCUUAGUUUUUCGUUAGACAGUGAGAGUUUUCUUUUUAUUCUUCGAGCUUCGUUUAUUUGCUCAGGAAUAGGAGACGCUUGAAUAGAAGGAACUGCGGACUUCUCUAAUACUAGCUUAGAGCUAAAUCCAGCUACUUUUGCACCGAAUCCUUCGUAGUCAUCAACUGAGAAAUGGUCGCUACAAAUGUGACCCGAACCUGGUGUCCAACUAUUAGGUUCUCUUUUUGUUUGCACAAAUGCAAUCCAUUGUCGCCGCAUACUUUCAUCAGCUGGAAACUGGUGAAGGCUGACUCCGUCUGCAUUUGUUUUGUUACAAAACAUCACGACACAGCGCUUCCCUGGUUUCCGUUUUUUUCGUUUUACAUCCGGUUGGUUUCCGUCCAUAUUUUAAAAGUCAACGCGGCUUGUUUUAUUUACGAUAAACGAGCGAAAGUAAUUUACUGUUCACACAGCUGACAGUAACACACUUUUGAAACGAGCAUCCUUUCGGUCGCAAAUAAGAAAAAACACUUGAGUGUGUCGCUCAUAACAAGGCGUUUCUUGCAGCACGUUUCUGUUAUUAUUCACUUCCACUGGAAGUUAAUUUAACUUAGGCACACAAAUGUGCUAUAUAUGCGCUCAACUUAGCUUAGGCACAUAAAUGUGCUAUAUAUGCCGCCCAACUUAACUUAAGCACACAAAUGUGCUAUAUAUGCUGCUGAAUGUUAGUUGUCAUCAUCCCUGGAGAGCUCUCAGCUAGCGUCGAAAGAAAUAAACGAAAAGUUACAACAGCAAGGAGUCUUCCUUUGUGCUGCUCACUAGUCUCCGUUAAAAAAAAAUUAAAAAAGGAUAAAUUUGUAUAUUUACGGAGCGUGGAAGAAGAGUUUCGUUCACGAGACCAGAUGACGACCUCCCAUAAUACGCGACAACGCUUUGCGCCUAGUCGCGCUCACUCCAGAACCGAUGGGCCUGAGGUCACAGUGAUAUACACUGGACGAAAUCUAAAGCCAAAUACUUUUCGGCUUGUACUAAAAGAUAAUUCUGAGUAUAGGACUCGAUAAUGGUUCAGAGGAAAAAAUUAUAGGAUUUUUUUUUUUUUUUUUUUUUACAGCUAUUUGGAAAGGCGUGCAAUUUAUCUGUGGCUCUGACUACAGACAUGCCAUCCCUCGCGUUUCGAUUAUUCAGCCUUCAUUAUUUUAUUUCUCACUUCGUAUUUCAUAGUCUCUAAAUGGUGACCUAUAACAGAAUGGCACAAAUCUCUUUAUUUUUUCCAAUCGUAAAUUUCGGCAGCAGCCGAACAGCGAGGGCGAAGUUGUUACUUUCAGGUCUUACAUGACUCUUUUCACUGCCUUACACACGUGUGACGUAUCACAUCAUGUGACCUAAAAUCGGAACGUUUUCAAAAUUGCCGUCGAUUGAGCGUCCAAAAAAAAUUGUAGAAAAUUUGGUUUUGCGCAAUAUUUCGUUAAAUUGCUCAUUUAGGAUUCUUUAACAUAAGAGGAAUGUAUUGGGACAAAAAAAAAGAAAAAAUUUGGCGUCAGUUACCCUUUAACGUUCUAGUAAAAAUGGCUGAUACUUUACGUUCCAGUGCGUACUAAAGUAUGUUUUAAAUUCAAAACAUGCGUAUCCAUGUAAACAGGCCCUAAGAUUGAGGAAAUUUUGUGUUGUGAUUGAAAAGAACAUCGACAAAAAGCUUACGAAUAGAAUUAGUUACCAAAUGUGAUACAAACGAUGCUUAAAAGAAAAGUUUGGUUGGGGGGGUCCAAAUCUGAAAAGGGUCCAUAUCCGCUAGCGGAUUUUGACCGGGGGUCCAAAUCCGCUGUGACACUGGGCAGGCGUGACACAUGCCAUCUCACCGAUUUCUUUCAAACUUUCACAGUUUAUGAAGGUCACUAAGUUAUUCGAGAAUCCAAAGUAGUUCGGGUUCCCGGCUAAUCCCUGGGGUAUCAGAGCCCCCUCAUCAAAUCCCUGGGGUAAAAGGCUAAAAUUAGCUCGAAAAAUGCACUUUAACGAAUCUCUCUCACACUAACAGAAUGCGAUGUAUGUUAAUCUUAUUAUGUCCAAUGGUUGUUUGAACCUUCAGGAAAACAUUCCGUAAAGUUGGGGUAACUUGAUAUAACUUCUGCCAAUUUAAAGCAGUUAAUCAUUAACUGUGUCACGCAACUAUUCAAAAAACGAAAAAAAUUAGGGUUUUUUAAUUGCAACUAUCUCCAAUGGGCAAAACUGUAUGCCGACAAACAUACCAUCACAGGAAAGACCUAUCUUUAUACUACGUUUGUGAUAAAAUAAUUUUUGGGCCCUGCAUAAGAUUCGUGAUCACGUCACUCUGAAAUACGUGACCUCUGACAUUAAUUUAUGCAAUUUUGGUCACAACCUCGUGUUUAUUCACUCAAUUUCAACUUGAGAAUGGGAUCGCCGACGCGUAUGUAUAGCUGCCGAGUUUAGGAGUCACUUAUCAUAGAAAUUCGGUGACUCUGACACAAUCUAUUGGAAAAAAUUAUUCAUAAAUGUAUGUGUAUAUCAUACAUUAAACAUUGCCAAAUUGAGUAAUGGCAGUCGGCAGUUAACAGCAACGUUUGCCAAAUGUAAUUUACAUAAAUGUAACACUUCAUAUACCUAUUAUAUAUCAUUUUACUUAAUGCGCCAUAAUUUUUUUCUGUGGAAAACUCUGGAGAAGACUCCAUCCAAUUUUAAGUACACAUUACAGGACAGUUGUUCCUGUUACACUUAAUCAUUACAGAAUGUGGAAGUGAAAUGUUCAGUGCAAUCCGGCCGAAUUGUGGCUCACAAAAACACGCAAGUUUUUUCACAUAACAAAUAAUAAACAAAUUGCUCAAGGCGAGUUUUACGAAAGAACGACAGCCAUAGAGCAUGCUCACCGGAACAUGAAGAUUGUUCGGGGUGACAGAGCCGUAAAACUCGGUUGCACUGACUGGUGUGGCCUUCACCACUCAACGCAUCGGAAAGGACAUCAGAGCAAGCUCUUAGUUGUUCACUCGAAGGGUGGUCGAUCUAAUUUCUGAGGCUUGCUUCACUGGCGAUCUCCGAGCUUGCCACGUUGGACCUCAGCAUGAUCGCAGUCGCUCUGACACCGUCAUGAUUAGUAUGAAUUAUAGCAGUUAUGCUACUUUGGCUAUAUUUUUUAUCAUUCCUGUUUUGUUCUGUUUUGUUUUUGAACUCGAACUUUAUAUACUAUACGAGUGUUAGCUGUGUUUGAUUUUUAUUACCAUUCGUAAGCUUGCAAUCUAACUGAGCGUGAAAACCUUCAAAACUCGGACUGUCCAUUUCGUUUUCUCUUUGAGGAUUUUCGUCUCUGCUCACCUUAUAAUAACGUCAAUUACGGCGCUUGGCAUGUUUAUAAACCUUUGUUUGGUUGUUCUGUUGCUACUUGCCGGCUUGCUUUUUUCGAAAUUUCACUUUCAAUUAACGAAAAAAAGCUAGAGAGAAGUCCCGGAAAAGGUCGGACAUAGUCCAAUUUGGCAGAUGGCGUGACAGCUUUAGCUCAGCUCUAUGCUCUAUACUCUCACAGAGGACGCUCUUUCAACCAAUGACAGCGCGCGUUAUAUACGAACUUUAUUAUAAAAUGAUAUAAGUGAUGACAUAAACCUUCUCUCUCUCAAACAUUUUAAGAAAAAAUUUAAGUCCAUUUUAUUUUGUAUCAUGUAAAUUAAUGUAGGUUACAAUUAAAGUUGUUGUUGUUGAUGUUGUUGCAUCUCGGAGCGCCAUUUUGAAGUGUGGAUCUGAAUGUGAGCCCUUCAUCAUUUUCCAAGUAAUCAUUGCACAGCCUAAGUAACACAUACAGAGAAAACUCUAUGGUACAAUCACUCGAAACCUAAUGUUAAUGACGAUGAAGUCAACUUCUGAUCAACCUCUGAGUUGGAAAUUGCAGACUGGAUGGAAAAUAUUUCAUUUCAAAUACAAACCAAAAAGUGUACUAUAUUAAAAGGUAUUUUAUUUGCAGUGACUGAAUUUACGAUAUUUUUUUACAUUUUCUUGCUUUUAGACGUUCGUCGCAGGCUUCAUGAAGCAGAUAUGGGGCGAUGUGUAGAAACUUGCAACGCCACUGACUCAGACACCAUCAAAGCUACUCCCGAGGUGAGAAUGGAUCCUACUAGCAUGCGCUUAUUACAUUAGCGUUGCGACACGAGCGGCGAAGAGCCCGCGAGACUCGAGCCAGCGAACUAAGCACGCGCCCAGAAACCUCGAGGAACCCUCGCAUACCUCUCUCAUGCUCGCAUCGCACUUGUCUCUUUCUAAAUAGUACUUGUCAUGAAUUUCAAAGGGUUUUUAGACACGAGAGGUAUCCGAGCUCUUACAGCGUAUCUUUACACGCUUUAGGAAAGAAUUCAGCACAGUCCCCAAGUUACAGAGCGGCGCAAAAGGCCUUCCUCGUUCUAAAAGUGAAGUUAAACUGAUCCAAUAAACCUUUCGAAAAAUCUGAUUUGAUCAUAGAAGAUGUCCAGUGGGUCCUCUUCAUGCAACCCGACUGAGGUGACCAGCAGAAGUUAUCCUCUCAUUGGUGGCUCAAAGUACAAGACCGCUAUUGCUAAGUGUGGCUAUCAAAAUACCUCUAGCGGCUGCAGUCGCCAAGCUUUGUUCAAAACCUUCUUUGACGGAACAUCGUACAGCAUUCGUCAUGACAUAGGUGUCUGCCAUGGUUCUUGUGGAAGCAGUGGACAUGCGUGCAAGGCCAUUGACAGCCUAAUGAUGGCCAUAAAAGGGCCAAAUGGUAGGAUAUUGAUCUAGAUGUAAAUGUUGAAUAUUCUUAAGAGGUGUUGUUGCGAAGGUGCAGCAGGUGAUGCUUUCCCUUUUUUAGAAACAAGUGAUGGUUAACUAAGUGGGUGGGCUAGACUGGAAAAUAUAUAGCUCUAGGUCAUCCAGAUAUACUUAAAUUGACCACUCGUUUCUAAAUAGGAAAAGGUGAGCUAACUCAUCGCGUUAUUAAGAAGUGUGGUUGCGUGAACCCAAUUUGCCACCGCGUUGCUUUUCGUGAAGUUUUCAAGAGGAAGUCGGGCAACACGUGGAUCCAAGAGGUGUGUAAUGGAGACUGUAACAAGAAAGUGAUCGGUAAAAGAAAUCAUAAUUUAAAGAUCGCUGAUGACAAUCAAAAUCAUCGUGAGAGAAACAUAUUUCGUUGCUUGUGCGACGUUGAACUUACAUUAUGUUUGGUACCGUGUCAAAUAUACUUUUAAAACGAUGGUCGUGUCUAAGAGUACACACGAGUGACCACGAGUGACUAUAAGAGACUACAAUUAAAAAGUAAUUAAAAUAUUUGUCUGGUAUCAAAAUCACGUGGUCAUUCGUGGUCACUCGUGGCCAUUUGUGGUCACUCGUGGCCAUUCGUGGUCACUCGUGGCCAUUUGUGGUCACUCGUGGCCAUUCGUGGUCACUCGUGGUCACCGGUGGUCACUGGUGGCCAUUCGUGGUCACUCGUGGUCACUUAUGGCCAUUUGUGGUCACCCGUGGUCACUCGUGGUCACUGGUGUGCACUUAGAGAAACGAUUGCUGAAACAAAGUUUAAGACCGGAAGUUAGUUCACUUACCUAAUUAUUUAAAUAGGUUGCCGGAAAUAUUUUUGUUUUCAUUACAUCCAUUUUGAAAUCACUGGUAAUCCUUGCAAUCUGAUUGGUUCUCAUUGGUGCCAUUUAUUCACGAGUCGCACCAUUUUAUGCUCUAAAUCGCCUCUUUUUCCUAGCCAAUGAGAGAGCUUUACUAAGACAAUCAGUAAGAUUUAAAGGCUUGCUCGAAAAAACCAAUCAAAUUGCAGGAAAAUAAAAGACAACUUUUGCAACUUUUUACAAACCAGCUCAAUACUGGAUUAAUAAAACAUUUGUACAUAUCAAUAAUAAAAAACCUGUAUUUGAGCGACUGAAUGUUGCGAUUUCGAAAUAGAUGUGAAAAAGUGGUAAUUGAACUUCAUGUUGUGCAAUUUUGGUCUGAAAUCAUACUUGUGAUUUCAAAUCAAACAUGAGCUAAGCGCACGUUGGAUUUUGAAAUCAGGCGUGUGAUUUCAGACCAAAUUUCACUCUAUUGACUCAGUAAACCAGUGCCUUAAAAGGUUGAAAAAUUUCACUCCGGCAAGAGUCAAAGUCUUCCAAAGUCUUUCAUGCGACGAGAAGGUGAUAAACCAAGCAGUGACGACAAUUAAGAAGUACACUGAGCUAAAAAAAAGUGAAAUAAUUAAUGAAUAAGACGAAAUAAAGACAAGGUGGAAUGAACACGUAACUUCCUAUAACGUACUGAUAUAUCUUAAAGAAAAAAAAUGAUGACAAUAAGCAUCUCGGUCUUAGGAGCUUAAUGGUUAAGAAGCUGUUCCAAAAAAGUGCAUCCUUCUUAAAUGAAAAACCAGUAGUAAACGAAAAGUAAAAAAAAAAUACUGAAGGACAUAAAAAAGAAUGAAAGACGAUUAGAGAAUUUUAAGCAUACUUGUAAAUACAUUGGCAUGUAAAGAUCGACAAGUUUGUUCCUUCAUGCAAUGUUGAGAUUAUUUUCAGGAAAAAGAUGUUGGAACGUGUGUCGGUACUGGUUGCCCCAGGAGUUGUGUUCGCUGUUUCUUUGGGUGAGUCGCUCCAUUCCAUAUAAUUUAUCUUUUGAGGCAAUUUUAUGCAUUUCGUUGACAGAGUCUGUGGCAGCGGUUGUAAACCAUUUGAAAGCAGAAUCAGCAAUUAUUAUGAUAAGCUGAGUGAUACAGGCAUUUUGGUUGGUUCCUAAUUAUGAUCUAUUAUAGGACAAGCACGUGGAUGACGUCACCAAUAACGUUUCAACUUAUAUAUUUAUUUAUCUGUUCCAAUACAGGAACAAGUAUUGUAGCCAGCACUGCUUGGUUUUUCGCGAGAGGGCUUGUAUCGCCACCAACUACACCACAGAACAUGUUCACACGGGUGAUCACAAAGAGAAGGAGAUGCACAUCAUCACUGAAUGUGGAUGCAAGUAGAAAGGGAGUGGGGAGAGUCAUUAUGUCAUGAUAUCCCUAAAAUGUUGACGACCAUUUCCUACAAAUAGUUUGAGUAGAUUUAAGGUGGUGAGAUGCAAAUAACUUAGUUUUAUUGUGUUUGUUUUGUUUUCUCCCCUUUUUUGGUUCUUUUUGUACCUGUUUAUAUCAA
This is a messenger RNA of Pocillopora meandrina, 14471 nucleotides long. NCBI's taxonomy places the organism in Eukaryota, Metazoa, Cnidaria, Anthozoa, Scleractinia, Pocilloporidae. The record is from the annotation of a GenBank genome assembly.